AAUAAUAUUAAUGUAUAAUUUUUUAAAGCUUAAUUUUGAAAAACGCAUUUUGUGCGCAGAGCGGUACAGGUGUGCGUAAUAUUUAUGCGGAUACAAAGGGUUAAGAGAGGGUAAAUGUUAUAUCUGUGUAGCAGGGUGUGCUGUGGACUCCUGUUUGUGUGCUCACAGGGAGAGGGACAGGAAGCAGGAGAGAUUUUUGUCGGCGGAAUAAAAACAUCUCCCAGCUGAGAUCCCGCAUCUCUUCCUUUAAAGGAGCGCAGUGAUGAGUCGCUGGGAAACAGAGGUUGUGCGCCGCUUAUUUCGGUGUCACAUUUUUGUCUAGUUUAAUCUGAUGAGAUAACACAAAAAGAUGCUUUCAUAUUGAACAGAUUUGCUGAUGAUCGCGGCUGGAUCCUGACAGGGAGGUCUUUAAUUCUGGCCUGUAUCGGUGAUUUUCUGGCCCAUAUGGAGCUGAAAUGUGAAAUUGCUCAAUUUCAAGGACGCACACAUGAUCUUUUUUUUUCCUCCGGUGAAUGAUUUGUGUUGGAAAAAAUAGGAUUACGACACCGCCAGGUCAGAUCUGUUGUUGUGUGAGCUCCGUGGCGUUGAUGCAGCAGAAGACAAACUGAAGGAUUUAUUAUGGCUGCUGCGUUUCAUAAUUAGACGCGAGGUUUUUGGUGAUUUGCGACUCAUGGCGUAGGUCUGCCGUAACGAUGUGAUCAGAUAGGGAUCCCUGGUUUCUCGCUGCCUCCUCCUCCAGAGUCGCUCACAAUGCCGAGGGCUUUGCGGAGACUGGUCCAUCUGGUGCUGUUCUGUCCUCUGUCCAAAGGGCUGCAGAGUCGUCUCCCAGCCAUCAAGGUCAAGUACCUUCUCCUGGCAUGGCUGGGCAUCCUCAUCGCCAGCUGGGUCAUCUACAUGCAGUAUGCUUCUUACUCUGAACUCUGCCGUGGGCAUGUGUGCCACAUGGUCAUUUGUGAUCACUACAGAAGAGGCAUAAUAUCAGGCUCAUCCUGCAAGGCAUUGUGUGAUCAGAGAACUCUGACCCUCCAGCGCUGCAUGUCCACCUCCUCUACGCAUCAGGUGUACAGUGGACUUUGGAAGGAGAGACCUGUUGUGAUCAAGUGUGGUAUUGAGGAUCCAAUGAAGGUUGAUGGGGCUCCAGACUCUGUGCUGCGACAGGAGAUGAGUUUAUUUGACAAACCCACUCGUGGAACCUCCAUGGAUGAAUUUAAAGAGAUGCUGCACAGCUUCCUCAAGGCUAACCUUGGUGAGCAGCCAUCUUUAAGCACCUUGGUGGACAGGGUCAUCACCCUGGCUGAUGUCAACCAGGACGGCAAAGUGUCUCUGGCAGAGGCCAAGUCCAUCUGGGCUCUUCUCCAGAUCAAUGAGUUCCUCCUGAUGGUGGCACUCCAGGAGAAGGAGCACACCCCCAAGCUGCUAGGUUUCUGCGGAGACUUGUACGUGACAGAGCGUGUGGGCCACAGCUCCCUCUACAGGCUGGAGGUGCCUCACUACCUGCAGGCUCUGGUCCCAGAGGCCUUGAGCUCCAGCCUGAACCACUGGCUCGCCCCAGCCUGGCCCCGUAGGGCUCGCAUCACCAUCGGCCUGCUGGAGUUUGUGGAGGAGGUCUUCCAUGGCUCAUACGGUAGUUUCCUCAUAUGCGAUGCCAGUCCUCGCCACGUGGGCUACAACGCAAAAUACGACUGCAAGAUGGCCAACCUGCGCAGUGUGGCGUCUGAGGCAGUUGUGCGGGGGUUUUUGAGGGGGCGACGAUGUGAGACUAACGCUGACUGCACUUAUGGCCGGGACUGCACGGCCACCUGCGAUCGACUGGUGAAGCAAUGUAAUACUGAAGUUGUUCAGCCCAAUCUUGCGAAAAUGUGCGUGCUGUUGCAGGACUAUCUGCUUUUUGGAGCCCCUUCAGACCUCCGUGGGGAUCUGGAAAAGCAGCUACGCACCUGUGUUACACUCAGCGGUCUGGCGAGCCAGAUGGAGGUGCACCACUCACUAGUUCUUAACAAUCUGAAGACAUUACUGUGGAAGAAGAUUUCUAACACUCAGUACUCUUGAAAACAGGCUGAGACUACCAGACCUCUGCAUAAUGAGUGAAUUAUUACACAAGCACUAAAAGUUCUUGCAUACAAAGCUUUGCCAAAUGUUUCAGAGGGAUAUGGUUAUUAAUGUAUUUUCACUCUACAAUGGCUGUGAAUAACAAGAAACUGUGAAUAUACAAUAUAAACAGCAGAUGGAGACUAUUUUCUUUUCUUUUAUUAUUUUCAGAAGCACAUUCAUCUGUUUAGACAUAAUAUUCUCAGGGCACUGCCUAUAACUUUAUUUGUAAAAUAACCUGUGAGUAAACCUAGUUUUUAAAAUAGUUUCAUAGUAUACUCUUUUGUCUAUCCCUACAGAGGCAGAAUGUCAAAUUUGAAACAGUGUGAUAGUUUUUGUACAACUGUAAAUAUUUGUGGAACUCUGUUGUUUCCUGUGUAUUAAUGAAUCUUCACAUGAAGAAGAGAUAAGAUAAAAAUACCGGAUGGAAUAUUGCAUAUACAGUAGCACUGAAAUGUCCCCCCUGGUACUGACAAUGUAUUUAUAUUGAUUUGAACAGACUGGGGUUGUAAAUGCUGAUCAGACAUGAUGAAACUUGAAUGAACUUCUAAUCAAUGAAUAAACUUGAGUUGGU
Molecule: messenger RNA, 2662 nt
Organism: Plectropomus leopardus (leopard coralgrouper)
Lineage: Eukaryota; Metazoa; Chordata; Actinopteri; Perciformes; Serranidae
Gene: dipk1b
Product: divergent protein kinase domain 1B
Source: RefSeq, a predicted model, not a curated record